Messenger RNA from Dermatophagoides farinae (American house dust mite), 3558 nucleotides. RefSeq names its product ubiquitin specific protease 16/45 (gene Usp16-45). Gene Ontology annotation, biological process: protein deubiquitination. Gene Ontology annotation, cellular component: cytosol; nucleus. The record is from RefSeq and is a predicted model, not a curated record. Gene Ontology annotation, molecular function: cysteine-type deubiquitinase activity. Lineage: Eukaryota; Metazoa; Arthropoda; Arachnida; Sarcoptiformes; Pyroglyphidae.
AAGUAGUUCGGUUUUUAUUUGGACAACAGAAAACAAAUAAUAAUAUAUUUUAAAAUAAAUGACAAAAACGAAAUGGUUAAAGAUUUAUUCGAUUUAUUCCGAUGGAAAGAUUGUUGAUAAUUGAAAAGUCACGAAAGAUAAAAAUUCUCGUAAUGAAUUUGGGUAUCAUCACCAUGUAACAAACGUAAAUGGACGUAAUAUGUGUCAUAUGAAUAAUGUUUGAUGAUAACACGAUCUUUUUCGAGCCAAUCCCCGGAAAACAUUCUAGAAUAGUACAAUGACGCAAUUUUUAAAAAACAUUUACUUGCCAAUAUACGAUUAUUGUCAAUGACAAAUUCAACAUCAUAACUGUCUUCGUUAUUCAACAGGUGAAUGAAUGAUACAUCAUUAUUGCUGAUCGAAUCAUGUUUAUUUUCAGAUGAAUAAAAUGUUGCCCUUAGACCAAAUGUAAAUGGCAAUGGUAACAGAGUGGAUGAUGCCGCGGCAAAAGAUUUUGGUGCACCAUUUAUUUUUUUAGGUGAAGUCCAUGGCAUCCGAUUGAUUAAACCCCAUUCAUAAUAGGAUAAUUUCGAAUAAGCUAAUUUUCAAUGGGAAUUUUCAUAAACUCUGCAUUUGGUAGAAUGUAACCCGAACCACAGCAAAAAAGUUGACCAUGAUCAUGAUCGAUGAUCAAUAGUCAAUAAUCAAAACAAAAAUAACUCCCAGAAAAAUUUGUUUAGCAUUGAUGCCGCUCAUCCAUAAACCAUGCAUGGAUACCAUUUUUGCAAUAAAUUUUUUUUACACGUCCAUUAUGAAAGAAUUAUUUAUUAUAUCACGUGAUCAACCUCAUUGAUGAAUAUUUUACGUGCAUAAACAGAAAUCAAUCACAUUCCACUUUCAUUGAUGUAGAAAAAUACCGUGUAAUUUUUUGUAAAUAUAACGCACGUGUGUGUGUUGAAUAAAAAAGUUUUGUCAAACAAACUCGAAAUUAAUUACAAAAUUCAUCAUCAUUGAUUUAAUUCAAUCAUUCAUAUCGAUCACGUUUGAAUUCGUGAUCAACGUUUUUCGGUUAUUAUUCUGGAAUUUGCCAUAUAUCGUCAGGAAUCCUAUUGCCGAGAUUAUUACGAUGGCUAAAAAGAAUCGCAAACAACAACGUCGUGCUCAUAACAAGAAAUUGGCUCAAACAGCGUCAAUAAAAUCGAAACGAAAUUCAGCUACUGCUGCUGUGGCAGCAGAUAAUAAUGAUGAAGCAAUGAUGGAUUUAUUAAGCGAAAAAAUGGAUGGUGUCACCACACAACCAUCCACAUCAUCAUCGUCAUCAAUGCAAGGUCAUUCUGCUCAAUUGAAUAAUCAACCAUCCGGUCUACCAAACCUAGGUAAUACAUGUUAUUUUAAUUCAGUUAUGCAAGUGAUGGCACAAACCUAUCCACUGCAUCAUUAUCUACGUGAACGUUGUCAAACGGAUUUUCGUUGGAAUGCCCGUACAUUCUACUGGAAUGAAUCGAAACAAGCAUUCACAAGUGAAUCGUUACAUCUUUUGUUACCACCGCCAAAUUCGUUGACAAUCGAUUUCUUACAAUUACAGCAACAGAUUUUCUCACGAAAGUCAACAAAUCCGAGAUCAUUGUUAAGUGAUGUUCAACGUGAAAAACAACAAUUUGAAGGUUAUGCACAACAGGAUGCUCAAGAAUUACUCAUAACAUUGUUGGAUGCAUUGAAAAAAUCUGAAAUUCUUCGGCAAAAACAUGCACUGCUGAAAGGACUAAGGAUAGAGGAUCGUCGUAAUCCAACAGCAGAAGACUGUGAAAAUGCUCAACGUUAUAAGAUAACGGCCAAACAUAGCGUUAUUGAUUCAAUAUUUGGUGGCCAAUUAUUAUCAAUCAUUCAUUGUAAUGAAUGUGAUUAUCGUUCAUUCACAUUUGAAUCAUUCAUCGAUCUUGCUCUUUCGCUUGAUACGACAUUUCCACAGUCAUCCUCGAAAUCGGUAUCAGAAUCAUCGAAUACCAUCGCCAAGAAUAAACAACAACAAUCAGCCAAAAUGAAAAAAAAGAAUAGGAAAAAUAAAAACAAUGAUGAUGAUGAUGAUGAUGAAUGUGAUGGUGAUGUUGAAAGUUGUGAUGAACAAACUGCCCAGAAUCAUGAUGAAGAAGAUAAAUCAUUGGUUGGAAGAAAAAAACGACGACAAGAGAAAAAGGCAGCUCGACGUGCUGAACGUAAACAGAUGAAAAUGAAAAAUCAACAACAAACAACAACAAAUCUUGAUGAUACUCAAACAUCAUGCAAUGAUCAUGAAGAAAAUCAAAUACCUAAUGGUGACAUUACACCCUACCAUAGUGAUGAUGAAAAUUAUAUGGGCUGUGAUGACGAUGGAGACCAAUGUCAAAAUAGUGAGAAAAUUAAUAAUGAAGAAAUAGUACCAUCAGGUGAUAUUUUAUCCAACGUUGAUGAUGAUGAUGAUGAUGAUGAGCUAAAGGAAUCUUUGCCUAUUCCAGCUGCUGAUAAUUGUCAACUUUCUUCAUCAUCAUCAACAACGACUGCGAAAAUUAUUGAUGAUGAAUUUCGCUACAAAUUUCAUUUGUUUGCACAUCAACGUAUGUGUCGAACAGAUGAUGAUUAUCAGAAUAUGGAUCUCGGCGCAUUGUUACGAAGUUUUAUCAAAGAAGAAACACUUGAUGGAUCGAAUAAAUAUCUUUGUGAAAAUUGUUCCAAACGUAACGGCGGUCAGAAAAUGUAUUCAAAAGCCGUAAGAUGUCAGCUAAUUGCACUACCACCACCUGUGUUGAUAUUGCAAUUGAAACGGUUCGAAGCAUCUGGACUUGGUUUCAAUAAAAAUCGAAUGAUGCAUAAAUUGAACACGAAAAUAUCAUUUCCAUAUAGAUUAUAUUUAUCACCAUAUACAAGUCGUAUCUAUGAAUAUUUCUCACGAUUCUAUGAACCGGAAUGCGAUCCACAGGAUCUAAGCGAUUGGAAUGAUCGACGAUUAGAAUAUACAUUGUACGGUGUAGUCAUACAUUCUGGUUCAUUAAAAUACGGCCAUUAUAUGGCCUAUGUUUGUGUACGGCCUGGUUCAUUUGAUGGCCAUAAUAUUCGAAGAUUUUUACAUCUGAAACCAUUUGUAUCUGAUAUUGAACAUAUUAUGCAAUUUGUGUAUGAAGAUCUUGAUCAUAGAAAUGAAUCAUCCAAUGGAACUAUAGAACAUACGAUUAAUAAUGAUAAUAAUGAUGAUGAUCCAAUAUCAACUGAAUCGAUUAGUAGCAAUCGUGAAUCGAGCAACAAUAAACCAACCACCACUGCCGAUAAUGAUGAUGAUGAUGAUGACAAGAAUGAAAAGAAUCGCAAAUGGUAUUUCAUCAGUGAUUCAUCCGUAUCAUCGAUUACAUUGGAAUCAGUACUAAGAGAUGCAACAAGUCCAUACAUGUUAUUCUAUGAACGUACUAAGUAAAUUUUAAAUUUUUCAAUCAUCAAUCCAAUCAAUCAAUCGAAAAAGUGAUACAAAGUUGACAUGUGUGAUUUUUUUGUCCAAAAAUAUAUUCAUGAUUAUAUUAAUAGUUCAAUGUGUGUUUGUAUUUUUCUAGUUUU